Haliotis rubra (blacklip abalone) is the source of this 612-nucleotide messenger RNA. RefSeq names its product fibrinogen-like protein 1. NCBI's taxonomy places the organism in Eukaryota, Metazoa, Mollusca, Gastropoda, Lepetellida, Haliotidae. The record is from RefSeq and is a predicted model, not a curated record. The transcript has a single exon. Bases 1 to 612 code for a protein of 203 amino acids.
AUGUCCACAAUCCAACCAAUCAGAUGUCCGCACGCCUUUGAAGCUUUCUGCAGCUUCGAAUAUGGGGGCACGUACUUCUUGAGGAGGAACCACCCCUUUAGUGACGUCAGCGUCUGUGAAGGAAACAUCCUUGAGCCAAACAUGGACUGGGACGGUUUCAACUCGACGUUCGGGGACCCCCGAUGCGACUAUCUCCUUGGUCUUCAACAGCUGUGGUACAUCUUACGUCAAGGCGUUUACAACCUGCACGUCUAUCUCAAAUACUAUGAACACCCAACAGACCUGAAGCCCAUAAUAGCUCGUGUUUAUUAUUUGCACUUCCGGAUAGGCUCUGACUUAGAGGGCUACCCCAUCCAGUACAGCUCCUACAAGACUUACAAUAAUGCAGAGGACGGUCUCAUGUUAGGGGCCGACACUCCCACCAAGUUCUGCACUCGUGACCGGGAUUGUGGAACUUGUGCUCGGGACAGAGGAGUCGGGUGGUGGUACACGCCUAACUGUACUAACUUUCCCCUGACCGUGAGGAACGGAACAGUUGUAUGGCCAAUCAACGGAAAGGUCAGGACGCUGAGUUCAGUGUCGAUGCUGAUCACGCCUCCCAAUUACUAUUGA